AUGUCGCGUUAUGUGUUGGAAGAGGUGUCAAAUUUCCGCGACUACACAAGGGGUCAGGAGCUGGCUGACGUUCUUAACUCGACAUACAACGAGCGCCGCAACGGUCUGUCAGAUGUGCGCGUGAGCCCCGAUGGACGUCACCUCCAUGUUAUCCUCCGCAAGCCCACGGUCGGUCUCAUGACUUUUGACAAGAAUGACAGACCCCAGCUGGCCCAGAGCCAAAAGAAGCUGGAUUUGUGGCUGAAACGAACCGUUCCCAUUGUGGAUAUUUUGUAUUUGGACCAUCACAACAACAACAGCAGCAGCAGCAUCCCAGGCACGACAGUUGUGGCAGUGAUUUAUGAAAAUGGAAAAGCUGAGUUCUGGAAAUUCCAGGAGCCCAAGGCGGGCUGGAAUCUCCUCCAGACUUCGGAUCUGUGCAACAGCCCCCGGGCCCGAGUGGUGUCCGCCUGCGUUUGCCUCAACCUGAUCAUCUGGUGUGAGGAGCGGCCCCCCUCAGAGAGCUCCCCCGCCCUCAGCUCCACCAGAAACUACCUGAGGUACUGUGUUUGCAGGCGGGACUUCGAGGUGGAGGAGGGCGCCGUCGGCCUGGGGGGGGUGAGGAUCACCCUGCACAACAACCCUAAAUUCACUGUGAUCAGUUCGGGCGAGAACGUGCAUCUCCUCCCCGACCUGAAAGUCAAGCCCAUUUUGAGCGUCUCCAAAUUCUUCCUCUCCUGGUCGCCGCACCGGGACUCGUUCACGGUCGGCACCGCGUGCAAGAACGCGCCCAUUAAAAAGCUUCCGGCCAAAGAGUCUGACUUCAAGAAGCUGGUCACGGACUGUCUGGGGUACUUGUCGUCUCUGGAGCCCCCCGAGAUCUACGACUUCUGCCCGGCGGGCUGCGGGGGCCUGCUGCUGCUGCUCAGCACGGGCUGGCUGUGCCUCCUGCAGAAGGACGGCGUCCUGCGGCAGGUGUACAAGCUGGCCGACAACUGUCUGGUCAGGUUUGGCACCCACACCAGCGUUUGUGUGUACCAGAACAUCCUGGCGCUGUUAGUCGGGCAAACGCUGCAUCUAAUAGACUUGAACUGUGGCAGAGAGCUGGAAAAGAUUUUAUUAAAGAGAGAGGGGUUGUUGUACACAAACCAGGCUGAAAAGUGGACCCCGCAUCUGCUCUCAGAAACUGGACUUUUUGUGGUCAGGAACAAGGAAAGGGACUCCAGAGAGCGCAGCUCUAAAAUGAAGCCCCCUGGCAGCACCGCGGCCAUUAUUCAUCCGGAAGCCCUUUUGGUCGAGGCUGUCUUUGAGGAGGCCUGUAAAUACUACCAGCAGAGGAGCCUGAGCAGCACCCAGCUUACCGUGGACUCCCUAAAGAAAGGGGGUCGGUUCCAAGCCCCCAUCGCUUUGGCCUCCAUCCUGGAGAGCUACCUCAGCACGGGUCAGACGGGGAAGAGCGCGGGGGGGUUGCAGAAUGGAGGCGAAUGUAUGGCGGGGCAGGACAAACUCAAGGGCUCCCUGCAGGCUGAGCUCAAGGCUCUGGUCUCUCUGGAGGACGUGAAGGGGAGUCUGGUGAAGGGAAGUGUUAAAGAUGUGGAGGCAGCGUGUGAGACUCUUGUAGAGAACGAGGUGUCGAGGCUUCUGUCGUCCCCCGAGCUGGACAAAGAGGCCCUGCACUACCUGAACUCCAUCUUCAAGCUCUUCCCCGGCCACGCCUGGAGGGCAACGCAGGCCGCGCUGAAGCUGCACUACAACGGGGAGGGCUCUCUGUCCAGCAGGGCCCCCCCGGACGUGUGGAAAACAGUCCUGAGCCCCCCGCCCAGCUUCAGCCCCUCUCCCUCCCUCCUCUUCGCAAACGGCCAGCCCAAACACAAUCACAGUCUGAAAGGCGAUCACAACCACGCGGACAGACCGGUCUCCUCCGCCCACCCUGCCGUCCUGCCAGUGUUCGAGCUCCUCUGCCAGUCGGUGUUCCGCUUCCAGCCCAGCUGGCUGCCGCAGUUCCUGCAGCUGGCGCAGCAGCAGCAGGGCUCAGCGGGCCUGGGCCUGGGCCUGGCCUCCUCCUCCUGGGGCUUCUCCGGCGGGAGAGGAGGGGAGGGCGGGGAGAACAACGUGCCGCUCUAUAAACGCGCGCUGUGCACCCUGUCCAGCCUGAACCCCGACCGAGACCAGCUCCGGGACUUGGAGGUGGAGCUGCUGCUGGUCAGCGGACGGCCCAACGCCAUUUUGCAGGCGCUGAGGAUCCUGAUGGGCCAGCAGCAGUGGGAGCGGGUCACCCGGGUGGCCCAGCUCUUCUGCAAGCAGAGCCCGCUGCUCAACAAGGAGAUCUUCACCACGCUGCUUUGCGAGGUGACGCACCACAGAGACCUGGACCCCUACCUGGAGCUGCUGUGGGCGCUGUGCCCUGAAGACUUCACCGUCACCAGCAUCCUUAACUUGGUGUUAAAGAACCUCCCGUCCCCUAACACUCUGUCCCACUCCUCCUCUUUCUACAUGUCGUGUGCGGGCGCCCCCUCUCCGUCCCCUUUCGCAGACUCCCACAGCAGCCAGCUGACCAUCGGGCUGUUGAAGCCCCUGCUGAGAAAGGUUCUCCAGAGGGAGACCAAGCCCAGCCAGCGGUACGCCGACAUCCUCCAGUCGCCAUCGUACCCGCCUCCAGCUCUUCCCCGCCAGCCCACUGAGCAGGCGGCCGCCGGGGCCGAUCGCAGCCCCGACCCGGCUCCGGGCAGCAGCGCUACCGCGCCAGCCGCUCCCGGAGAGACUCCCCAGCAGCAGCUGUCCACACACCCCACCCCUCAAAGAGCCAGGGUGGCACUGCCCGCUAACCCAGUUGGAUACACUUAA
Menidia menidia (Atlantic silverside) is the source of this 2823-nucleotide messenger RNA. Lineage: Eukaryota; Metazoa; Chordata; Actinopteri; Atheriniformes; Atherinopsidae. The record is from the annotation of a GenBank genome assembly.